This is a messenger RNA of Belonocnema kinseyi, 417 nucleotides long. RefSeq lists its product as uncharacterized. The record is from RefSeq and is a predicted model, not a curated record. NCBI's taxonomy places the organism in Eukaryota, Metazoa, Arthropoda, Insecta, Hymenoptera, Cynipidae. The coding region runs from base 1 to 417 and encodes 138 amino acids. The transcript has a single exon.
AUGGAUGGUAGAGUGGCCUACACUUCCAACCCCGGGAGGGAGGGUUACACUGUUGCAAAGGACUUCGGAUCGAUCAGCCUGACGUACUUUAUUUUAAAGACGCUGGAGACGCAGGUUGAGAGAUAUAUACGGGGUGAGGUACUUUUGGCUUCACCGCUACACAGAGGGCAGCAUGCUUUUCAGGCUGGCUGCUCGGUAGGGACGGCACUCCAUGCUGCUGUGGCGAAAUUGGAGCAGCAGUUGGAACAAAAGGGGUAUGCUGUGGGAACGUUCUUGGAUAAAGAGGGUGCCUUCCCCUCUAGAAGUCAUUCCCCUCUAGAAGUCAUCUGUUGGGAGGCUUUGAGGUGUGGUGUACCAAACCAGCUGGUAAGCUGGUUAGGAAGUAUGUUACGCCGAAGGAGACUCGAAACCAGAUAG